Messenger RNA from Miscanthus lutarioriparius, 690 nucleotides. The record is from the annotation of a GenBank genome assembly. NCBI's taxonomy places the organism in Eukaryota, Viridiplantae, Streptophyta, Magnoliopsida, Poales, Poaceae.
AUGCAUCCCAAGGCUCGAAUCCACGCCGACCCGGUGCGCGAGGUCGACCACUUCGACUGCCUGCCGGAUUCGCUCGUCCUGCUGAUCCUGAACAAGGUCGAGGACGUGCGAUCGCUCGGCCGGUGCUACGCCGUGUCCAAGCGCCUCUGUGGGCUUGUUCCCCUUGUCCAUGAUGUGUAUGUCAAGAUUGACCGCGUCGUGGCGGUCGACGGCGACGCCGAGGACACGCUCAACCUGUCCUCGCCAAAGCCUCGGAACAUCUUCUCGCACUUCCUGAAGCUGAUGCUCCUCACAAUCAUCAAGCCGUUCCACAACAUGCGCAACCCUAAUGGUACUGGAAGGCCAUUGUUCCCGCAGCUCUCGCAGCACUCGCCAGCACAGGUGCUCAGGAACUUCACGCACGUCAGGAAUCUUCGGAUUGAGCUCCCCUCUGGGGAUGUGAGUACUGAGGAGGGAGUUCUCCUGAAAUGGCGGGCAGAGUAUGGGAGCACACUUCAGAAUUGUGUGAUCCUGGGGGGUACCCGGGUUGACCGCAAGCCUGUUGGAGAGCAUGAGCCAUCUUUGGAGGAUAAUGGAAGCAUGCCAGAGUCUUUCUAUACCAAUGGCGGGCUGAAACUUCGUCGUCUGGACAAUCAGCUCUCUAAUUGCGGCAUCAACGAGGCACUAUCUUCUCCGCUCAAUCAUCAAUGA